Oncorhynchus nerka (sockeye salmon) is the source of this 1424-nucleotide messenger RNA. Its product is annotated as CMP-N-acetylneuraminate-beta-1,4-galactoside alpha-2,3-sialyltransferase-like. The transcript has 13 exons. NCBI's taxonomy places the organism in Eukaryota, Metazoa, Chordata, Actinopteri, Salmoniformes, Salmonidae. The record is from RefSeq and is a predicted model, not a curated record. Gene Ontology annotation, molecular function: sialyltransferase activity. The coding region runs from base 239 to 1411 and encodes 390 amino acids.
AGCCAGAGUAGCUUGGAGAGAAGAGAAGGGGUGCGCGCAAUAUGGGAGGGUGAUUCUCGAACAUCUUCAGCUAACAGUUCUCAUGAUGAUGGUCGGAAAAGUAGGGGCGAUACGGUUGCGACCUUUUCGUUUUUUAAACUAGCGCUAGCUACGUCUAGCCUUUUCUACAAGAGGCAGUUCUGAAAAGGGGACGAUAAGGUGAUGUGCUGCAUGGUGCCAUGUGAAUGACAGAACCACAAUGAAGUCGUCACACAAGCUGCUGUUCGUCCUGUGCCCCAUGCUGGUCCUGGGCUUCAUCUACUACUCCUCUGGGAAGCUACACCUACACGUAUGGGGCCAGAAGCCACAGAUUGAUUCGGAGUCCACUCUCAUAGUCCCGACUAAAGGUCAAAGCACCACAGAGUUGGAAGCGGACGUUGCUCUCACCGUGGGACAAAUAGUAGGCUCAGUGUAUGAUAAGCAGGGCUUUCUGCUGAAGCUGGAUGCAAAGUUGUCAGCAGAAUUGGCGUACAAGUAUGGCAACCUCAGCGAAGGAGUGUGCAAGCCAGGCUACGCAGCUGCCAAGAUGACUGCCAUCUAUCCAAAGUUCAUGAAGCCAGCUCCCAUGUUUCUUGACCGGAACUUCAAGCGUCUGGCCAAAGUCAGCAGUUACUUACCUCCAUUUGGAUUCAAAACACAAGAAACAAUCAUAGACAUUAUUCUAACUGCCACAAAGAACUAUGGGCUGGGUCAAGACGUUGACAGUUUAAUUUGUAAAAGAUGCAUUAUCGUGGGCAAUGGUGGUAUCCUGGCUAAUAAGUCUCUGGGCUCCCGAAUAGAUGAUUACGACAUUGUGGUGAGGUUGAACGAGGCUCCGGUGACUGGUUUCGGCAAGGAUGUGGGCACCAAGACCACCAUGCGUAUUACCUACCCCGAGGGUGCCAUCCAGAAGCCUGAGCGAUACGAGAAGGACUCGCUCUUCGUCUUCUCUGCCUUCAAACCGCUGGACUUCAAGUGGCUCAGACAGAUGGUCUUCAGAGAGAAGCUGCGUGGUACAGAGGGCUUCUGGAAGUCAGUGGCCCGUUACGUCCCGAAGGAGCCCACAGAGAUGCGCAUCCUCAACCCCUACUUCAUCCAGGAGGCUGCCUUCCAGUUCAUCGGCCUGCCACUCAACAACGGCCUCAUGGGGAAAGGGAACAUUCCAACCCUGGGUACGGUCGCCAUAACGAUGGCCCUGCAUAACUGUGACGAGGUGGCGGUGGCCGGCUUCGGCUACGACAUGAACACGCCCCACGCGCCCUUGCACUACUACGAGACGGUCAAGAUGUCCGCCAUCAAAGAGUCCUGGACACACAACAUAUCCAAGGAGAAGGAGUUCCUCCGCAAGCUGGUGAAGGCCAACGUUAUCACGGACCUGACCAACGGCAUUUGAGUCUAACUGUCCC